CUUUGUAGGGAAGAGGCAGAAACCUCCUUGAACUAAAUCAGUUGAGAGCUAAAGAAGAAAUGAUGAACUGCAGAUACAUCUUCAUCAUUGUAACCACCCUGGUCCUAUCGGGACUUUUGACAGACGCUCGAGCCAUUGGAAAUGUGGAUCUCGACCUGCGGUGCAAAUGCAUCAGAACGACAUCUGUCUUUAUUUCUCCAAAGCACAUGAAGAACUUGAAAGUCAUCACACAUGGGCCACAUUGCCACACAACUGAAGUCAUUGCUACUCUUAGGAAUGGAAUGAAACGUUGUUUGAAUCCAGAGACACAAUGGGUGCAGAAGAUGCUGAGGAAGCUAAAAGACAAUGAAACAAAGAUAAUUAAGAAUAUAUAAAGAACUCAACCUAUUCUGAACUUGUCAACCACAUGUUACCUUUACCAACAGGCUGAUGGAAAUUCAUCUCAGAAAAAGGUGCUAAAGAUUCUUGAAAAAGAACCAAGAAAUAGUUAAUUUCUGGUUUUCAGUGGUUAAGCACUGUGUGCAUUUUAUUUGUAUCUGUGGAGUUAUUGUCUGGGGACAAGGUUCCUGUGUUACACUAACCUGUCAAGCAACCUGAAUUCUGCCGGUCCUCAACUCCCCUCCCCCAGAAUCCUUAAUCCUGGGCUUAUUAGUAUGGAGUGAGCUGGCGAGAGGGGUUAGCAGGUUAAUAUUGCUGUUUUUACACAAUUGCAGAUCCAGCCUUCAGUUAUUUCCAUUGUAACAUGUUCAAAAACAUUCAUGUACAUUUUAAAUAUGUUUUACUAUUGAACUUUGCAUUUAAUUUUAAAAACAGACGAAAGAGCAACAUGGUAAAGUCAAUCAAACUGUUCUGGAUUGCUUCACCAGAACACAUGCAUAGAGGUGAUAGCAUAAAGGUAUUGGCAUAACAAGGGUUCAGGAUGUCUCCCAGAUUAUAUUUUAUUAUUAUAUUUGAACCAUUCCACAUAAUUGCAAGUAUUGUAUUCAGUACGCAACUGCAGUGAGUUAAAAUUGACCAGGGUGUCACUUGCCAGAAAUCUACUGCUUAGCAAAGAAAAAGCAAAGUGAAAUAUUGAUUAUUUCAAGAAAUAUUUCAACGACUUUGCUCAGAGACGUCUGAUGCCUUGUUGCUUCUGCUGUUUAAAUCAAGGAAGCACAAUUUGCUGUUACUGCAUUAGCGAGUACAUAUUCUGAAAGACCCACUCAGCAGCACUCAAAUCACUCAGGAAUGUACUCAAUUAUUAUGUUAUUUAACUAUAUUUUUAAAUAUUUAAACUAUGUGUAUUUAUUAUUUACCUUUGUAUAACCUAUGGUCCUUUGCGCUUUUAAUUGUUUAAUGCCAUAUAUAAUGAUGAUUGUACUCACUUUAAAGUAUGAGAAAAUAAAAUAUC
Hypanus sabinus (Atlantic stingray) is the source of this 1390-nucleotide messenger RNA. Its product is annotated as permeability factor 2-like. NCBI's taxonomy places the organism in Eukaryota, Metazoa, Chordata, Chondrichthyes, Myliobatiformes, Dasyatidae. Bases 60 to 374 code for a protein of 104 amino acids. The record is from RefSeq and is a predicted model, not a curated record. Gene Ontology annotation, cellular component: extracellular region. Gene Ontology annotation, molecular function: CXCR chemokine receptor binding; chemokine activity. The transcript is spliced from 4 exons. Gene Ontology annotation, biological process: cellular response to lipopolysaccharide; chemokine-mediated signaling pathway; inflammatory response.